Bursaphelenchus okinawaensis is the source of this 4863-nucleotide messenger RNA. The record is from the annotation of a GenBank genome assembly. Lineage: Eukaryota; Metazoa; Nematoda; Chromadorea; Rhabditida; Aphelenchoididae.
AUGUGCGUGCCUCAUUGCAGCGCCCUUCUCAGAUCCACAAAACGCCGACAAAGCCCCGGUCCAAGUUUGCCGAAUGGUGCCGGAUCCGGAAACAGUGCAGUAUUGAUGAAGCCAAACAAAAGUUCGAAACGUGAGUUUUUGAAAUGUAAUUUUAGGUAUGAACUUGACAAUUUAUUGAGAAUUUUCAAGUUUUGUCUCGUUUUAAACUGAAUUUUUGGACAAAAAAACUACUGUAACACAAGAAAUUAUCUCAGAACUUGUAAAAACUGGUUAAACUAUACAAAUUUACCUGAAAACAAAGAAGAUUACUGUAGUUUUGAUUAAUUUAAAGUCGCGUUGAAGUGAAAGUGUCAAAAUAUCUGUUUGGAACGCUUCCUUUGACUAAUUGUCGGUGUUUCAAAGAAACUUUUGUUUUCCAAUUUAAAAUGAUGAUAUGCAUCUCCUGGCAUCUAUAGUAACGGUUUUUUGAACGAGGGUAGUAAAUAAUGUAAAUUACUUUGUGUGGCAGUAUUGUUUGGUCAAAAAAUGCGUAGAAAAGUUAAAAUAAGCCUAUAUAAGCCAAGUGAUGUGAAAAAAAAAGUUUUACAGGUUUUUUUGGUCAAAAAGUAAAUAGAAAUGAUAAAAAUAUGAACCAAAUGGUCAAGGAUUUGUAGAUAUGACUAUAUAUUGUUCACAGUAUACAAUUCUAUAAACUUUGUGACCAACAAAUCUUGUAAAAACUGUUCUUUGACCGUUACACCUAAAUACCCAAAAAAUGUUUUAAAUUCUAUUAAAACUGUUAUCUCGAAAGUAAAUACGAUAAAAUGAGUCAGUAAUGUUUUCCAAUUUGAAUACUUUUGUUUUGGCGUUUUUGUUUCUAAAGAUUGAUCGUUCUGAAUGAAGCAAGGACACUAGCGUGACCAAUUAAACACUAAUGUCAAAAGUAUUCAAAGCCUUCUAAACGGGGCUGUAAAUUCGAACAUGUGUGGGAGUAGGUACCAUUCAGGGAUAUCGGAACUGGGGUGGUAAAACUUAGGUUUUUUAUAUUUUUUGGAGGUAGAGGGCAUGGCGAUUGUGAUACGAGACUUAAAAUAAUGUCUUGUAAAGGUUUCAUAUUGACAGUAAACUAUAAAACCAGUUUUUUUAUCUAACAUGUUAUGUCUUACAGGAUGUUUCAACCUAACACUCCCCAUGUCUUCUCACCCCUACUUGACCCAUCACUACAUGAAUAGUUCCUUCGAUUCGGGCAUGUACUCGGAUUUGUCAAUGGAAUCCACCUUCAAUUCCACUUUCAAUAACAACACCACUUUUAACUCUACUUUAAACUCCAACUGCACUUCCAACUCUACUACUAGUUCCAACCCCAACUCUACUGCCAGCUCCAUUCCCGCCUUCGACUCGCUGAGGUCGGGCGACGCGAGUGGUCAUCAAAUAAUGGGCGAGCGAUUUUUGGAGCCAGCCUCCUCCAGUUCGUGCGCCCUUCAAUCGCGCCGAAAAUCCGCACUUGCAACACCGGCUUCCUCAACGGCGGUCGCUUUCCCCUCGAAUUCCGACGCCUCCUUGGCUACCCAACUGCCCCAGUGUUCGAUGGAUUCUGGCUACUGGGAGAGUUCGUACGAAAGCUCAUUCGAUAACUUCGUAAGUUUUUGAGGUUCUUGAGCAAUUUUUUAAAUUUCGAUUUUGUGUCUGGCAGAUGACUUUUCUAGGCAAAUAUUUUUAAAAAUUUUGGAAAGUAGUUAAUUUUUUUAAAUACGAAGGCCAGAAUAAUUUUAAAUUUGAUGAUUGUAAGCUGUUUUUUGUACAUAAAAAAGUCUAUUUCCACUACAUAAUAUCUUGUCAUUGGUAAAAGUGAAACGGUUUUACUCGUUGGCUCCGGUCAUUUGCAUAUUUUUCGAUUCUUUUGCGGUAAAACGAUUAAAACGUCAAAGUAGUGGCGAUUGUUUGCAUAGUUUGGUUUAUCUAGUGAUAAGCGUUUUUCGAUAUUGAUAUUGACGGUUUUGAGAAUCAUUGAAUUGGCAACAUUAAUUAUAUUAGCUUUAUAACAUGGGUUAUAGUAGCUAAUUAUUAAUAAAACUAGGUAAAGGGGGUAUUUUUUUGAUGCAUUUAAAACAGCAGUAACUACUAUUUUUGAUGAUUUUUGAAUCUACUUUUUGACCAGAUAGUAGGCUAAAAAAGACUUUUAUCCAAAAAGACCAGAAGUAUUCAAAAAGACCGGCCUUAUAUUACUCACAGACAUUUUAUGUUCGCACCUGGAGAUCGCCAAAAGUGUAGCCCGGAGUAAGGCCGAUUGAAGGGCUGUCACUUCUAGGACAAAAACGGCGAUCUUAUCCUCUUUCCCUUUAUGUUAGCCUUGAUCCGCUAUUAACUUAUGUUAGCCUUGAGUAAGGGUUGCGAGUUAUUAAAGACUAGCAGGGCAGCUUCUAUCAAGGGCUAGUGGGGCAACUAGCCUUUUAUUCUGUUUUCUGGCUUUUAUUUAAGAUUUGGGUCAAAAAGUAAAAAGAAAAGUAUAAGCUAGUGACCAUAGUAAGUAUAAAUAUUAUCAUCUACAUAGGAAACCUUUCUACAUACCUUUUGAUCAAAUGUCAAAAAUAAUGUUUAUGAAACCACAAUAAAAGCUAGUAAAAUAAUAAUAUAAUAGCGAAUAUUAUGCCAUUUCUUGUCCUCAUUGCAAUGUACAUGACAUUUUCGUAUGUUUACCCGCUAUUCGGGCUCAAUUACCAUAAAUCCUCACCCAUAUCGCGACCUGAGAACGUAUUCCAUUACCUAUUGCGUAACUCGUAAUAUUUCGACACUUGUCGAUAUUGGAAUGGAUAUGACCGCAAUUUCGGAUACUAUGCCAUCCCUAUCGGAUGUAGGGUAGAAUACAAGGCUAGUGAUGGAUAAUAUGCGAGAAAGAGCGAGAAUAAUUUGCGAGUCGCAGCUUGGCGAUCUUGGAGAUGAAAUUAUAUGAUUGCGAAAUGUUCUGGUGGAUAAUGUAAUGUUAGACAUGAGGUCAAAUCGCUAGAAAAACGUUCUUCUUGCAAUAGGGGUGAUAACUAGAGACAUUACAUAGAUUCAAAAAAACCAUAAUCAUCUUUUAACUGCAAUCUAGUGAUAUUUAGUUCAAAAAGGCUUCACAGUGUUACCAAAGUUUUGCAAAAUUUCAAAAACUGUGACACAACUUGCAAAACUAACUAUAUUUUACGAUGCUCGCGCAUUUCGACCACUUGUCGCACCGAAAUCUGUAAUUAGAAAGGCGACGGUCGUUAAGACAUCUGCAAGUAGGCGAACGGCCUUUAACGGAUUAAGACAGCUGCCAAACUACUGCCUUAAAUCUCUUUAUGUUGGGCAUGGCGCUUUUACGUUCUCACACAUCUAUACAAUGACAAUAAUAUAUUUAACGCGUAUGUUAACAUGUACCAAGCAAAUUGGUUCCGCCACGAAAACAAACAAUAAAUAAAAAUCUAAAAAUUUUGUUAUUAGACCUUUUCGGUCAAGCUUCAACACGAAAACGUUACCUAAAAAACAAUUUCAGCGAGAUGGGUCGUGCUUUGAGAGUUCAUCCGACCUGAAGACUCCCCUCAGCAUGUUCAAGAAGAGCAAUCACUCGAACACUGCAUCUCCGCUUCGAAGUUUCAUUAUUAGCAGCUCGCCGAAAAGCAAAAUCAACCUCUUCAAGUCACCCAAAACGACUAUUGGUAAGUCGUUGAUUUUAUUUAGUUUUGGUUUUGAUAUUUUAGAUUUGAGAAUUUAGGUAACACAUUAUUGGGUGAAUAAUUUUUUAAUGAAAAACGGAAAGUUAUAGUUAAUAUUUAGUUGUUAUCUUUUUUUUGUUUUUUAUGUAGGAUAUUUGUCAGGAAAACAUCUUUUCUUUGUAUAUUUGAGAAGUAAAUUAUGUUGUUUAGAUGUGCACAUUGAUGGGUCGUUUACAAGUGGAUAUUCCAAGCCCAGAAGUCUUAUUAGUUUCCAAAACCAUGAACCGGAACCGUCCACAUCCUCUGCGAAUUCUUCUAUUCUUUCUAGUGCUGAAACACCUAGUAAAUAUGUCAGCGAUUCGGUAAGUUAUUUUUGAUAUCUAAAGUAUAUUUGGCUAAAGCAUUGAAUUAGUUUUGGAUGUAACUUUCUUCCCAUUGUAGUUAAAGAUUUCAAUUUUUCUAGGAUUUUAAAUCAUUUUUCGACAAAUCUUAUGACAUUUUUAAAAUUUCAGGGCUUUUCUGGAUUUACAACAUAUUCACCAACGAAAGCAGUGUACAAUGACAUGUUAUCACCCAACAGAUAUAUUUAUUCUAAUCAAGAUGUGUCUAUCUUUGGCGAACGAAGUCCGCUGAAGCACUUGUCACUAAAUACAUGUUAUUCUCAGCGAUCUGUCACAAAACGGCCAGCUUCUGCGAUCUCAGAUGGGCCUGAGGACAAGAAGGUUAAGACCGACGAAAAUGACAGUGAUUCUAAAGUUGGUCAAAUGAGUGUCACUAUGGCUUCGAGGAUUAGGGUAAGGAUUUGGGGGAACAUUUUGGGUUUAUUUCGAUGGAGGAGUUCGGGUUUGAUAAUGAUUGAUGUUAAUUUUAGGUAGUUUUUCAAUUAUUUUUUUUGUCUUUUGCGGACAGAAGAUAUAAGAUGGGCCUUUAUUUUUUUAUGAUUUGUUUUUCGUUUCUAUACUAAAUUUGUUAAUUUCAGACUCCAAGGUUCAGUCAAAAGACGAGAGAAUUGAUUAUUGGUCAAACGAGAGAACAAAUCGAGGUCUUGAACAUGGCGAAGAACUUCUUCAGACGAUUCGAUUCAGCUGUACCUGCUCAGAUUCCAUUGUUUGAAACAGAAGAAGAGUUUGAGACGUUUGCUUGGGAGAAAUAUGAAUCUGAUUAUGGGCGAUUGAUCACGAAGAGGAAGGUGGUUCGACUUGAUGAUUAG